Molecule: messenger RNA, 342 nt
Organism: Trichomonas vaginalis G3
Lineage: Eukaryota; Parabasalia; Trichomonadida; Trichomonadidae
Exons: 1
Coding region: 1-342 (113 amino acids)
Molecular function (GO): protein binding
Source: RefSeq, a predicted model, not a curated record
AUGGUCCAAUUCCUAAUUGAACACGGUGCAUAUAUUAAUAAGAGAUUUAGUGAUUACCAUGGUGGUUAUGAUUAUAAAGAUUUUGAAACGCCCCUUGCUGUUGCAAUUAAACAUGGAUCACUUGAAAUUGUCAAAAAAUUAGUUGAAAGUGGUGCAGAUGUUAAUAUGAAAAUUAUAGAUACUGAUGAAGAUUACUGCACUGAAAGAAUUUCUCCUCUUGAAAUUGCAAAUGAAAAUGAUGCAAUUGAAAUUGCAAAUUAUUUAGUUGAGAAAGGUGCAAUAGCUUAUAAAGAAUUUGUUGAUGAUGAUGACGACGAAACUGAUUUUUAUGAUGAACUUUGA